Messenger RNA from Micropterus dolomieu (smallmouth bass), 2316 nucleotides. RefSeq names its product GTPase IMAP family member 9-like. Lineage: Eukaryota; Metazoa; Chordata; Actinopteri; Centrarchiformes; Centrarchidae. The coding region runs from base 281 to 1726 and encodes 481 amino acids. Gene Ontology annotation, molecular function: GTP binding. The transcript is spliced from 4 exons. The record is from RefSeq and is a predicted model, not a curated record.
AAAGUAGCCUAGAAUAUAACCUGCGUCAAAGCACAGGAGAAAAGACUCACAGGACGAUAAAUCUAAACGGUGUUUUGCUCUUCACUGAUCUCUCUUUUAACAACAUAGACGUGCUGACAAGAUUGAAGAGUUUGUCUGAAUAAACAUCUGAGCGAUCUGGUGAAGAAGUGCAGUGGCUGGUGUCACGUCGUUGUUAAUAAAUAGGCCUACUGAAGGAAUAAGGAAGAACACAACUACAGAAGCAACCAGUUCCAGGUGGCUGAGCUGCUCAACACAAUAGAUGAUGGAAAACAAAGGAAGCAAUACCAGCAAUGAUGCUCAAAACAGCGUCUCUAAGAACAUGUGGAUCAAGUUGACAGGCCCUGCAGCACAAUCCCUUGCAAAAGCUUUCUUAGGGCAAGCUCUCCUACUUCUGCAGGAAAACAAGGGAGCGAAAAGAGGAGCAGAAGAAGAAGACGCCACGAUAAUGGUAACACCUCUGGGACAAGAGGCUGAAAACAAAGUUCUGGAAGUCACUGGAAGAGGAGGAACAACAGCAAGAGUUACAACAGUGUCAGUGUCACCAACAAGGAUUGUCAUCGCCGGAACAGCCCAAGCUGAGAAAAGCAUCAAAGUGCUAAAAGUAUACAGGAUCGUCCUGCUGGGCAACACUGGAGCUGGGAAAAGCAGCCUAGCAAACACUAUAUUUGGAGAGGACGUGUUCAAGAGAGAGAAUCCCCCCUUCUGUGGAACAAGCGAAUGCCGAGCAGAGUCCAAAUCUGUUCAUGGAAGAAGAAUUACUUUGAUCGACACUCCCGGUUUCUUUGACACACACAGACCUGAGGAGGACAUGAAGCGUCAGAUAGUGAGCUGGAUCACAGAGUGCACUCCUGGGCCUCAUGCUUUUUUCAUUGUGCUUCAAGUAGCUAACUCAGAGCAGGACAGGCUUGUCACUAAAAUAAUUAAAUAUUUUCCUACAGAAGCUUUCAAAUAUGCUGUAGUUGUCUUCACACAUGGUAACCAGCUCCCUGAAGGAAUGAAAAUUGAGGAGUUUGUCAGUAAGAAUAAGAAUCUGAGCGAUCUGGUGAAGAAGUGUGGUGGUCGGUGCCAUGUCGUUGACAAUGUAGUCUGGAAGAACAACCAACAGGAUGAAUACAGGAAAAACAACAUCCAGGUGGCAGAGCUGCUCAACACAACAGACAAGAUAGUGAUGGAAAACAAACGAAGCUGCUACACCAAUAAGAUGCUACAAGCAGUGAAUAGAGAAAUAAAGGAAGGGGGCAACACAACAUCAGUGGGAAACACAGCUAUCAAUAAGUUAACCAUCUCUAAGAAUGUGUGGAUUAAAUUAACAGGCCCUGCAGCAGAAUCAUUGGCAAAAGCUUUCUGUGGGCCAGCUGCCGUAGUUUUGCAGGAAAAAGGAGAACAUGAAGAUGAAGGAAAAGGAGAUGUAGAGGAAGAAGAAACUAAAACCAAAGGAGAAGAAGUUGGAGAAGCUGUAACAGAGGGGAAAAAAGUACCAGACACAGAAAAAGAAGGAGAAGGAGGAGCAGGAAGUGGUGCAGGUUCAGUAGGAACAACAGAUAAGUUAAGAGAUUUUUUACAGGCCUCGUCACAACACGUUGGAAUCAUACUGCUGGUGGUUGUUUUCUACUCAUUGCUACUAUUAUCAUUUUUUGUCCAGGUUCCAAUCGUAGUUACCCUGUUCAUAUUAUUGCUACUGGUUCUGUUGUUAUUGGUAUUAUAGAAGGUUUGUAACUAUACGAUUUGCCCAAUUAAGUGUUGGAGCACCACCACACCAAUUUGUACAUUCACUAAGUAAUUGUGAGUUUUAUUUUUUUAUGAAGCAGACUAAUCACAAAUUUUUGAGGGGUCCAUGAACAUUCAGCUACAGAGAUCUGCACAUAGUCACUGUAAGACCCCGGUGUAGACCCAAUGUCAACUUUUUGCCUGGGUUUCCAAAUUUUCCCUUUGCUGUUUGUGUGUAUUUUGUUUGAGUAUUAUUAGGGAGCAUGGAAAUUCUUUUUUCUGUAUUAAUGAAAUAUUGUUGAUGAUUAAUGAAGGGUAGAGGAGAUAGUGCCAUACACCAAAGGUUUAUUGAAUUUGUUUAAUGAAAUGACAAUCCUAAAUUUGUGUAUCAAGACCUUGUGACGUGUGAGAAGAUGCUUUUUUAUAUAUUUUAAUCUUGUAAUCCUUUGCAUUCUGAAAUGUUUACAUCAUAUGUAACAAGCAAUUAGUAGUUUUGAACCCCAAAGACCAAAAAACUCUGCUUGCUUAGCAAUAUAGUUAAGUCAUACUGUAGACCUAAACAAAUAAAUUCUUUGAGUCUUAAAGGUC